CGAACUGAAAUAGCCGCCUCAUUAAUAUAGAGAAGCCCUCAAUGGUCGUCACUGAACCGCCGCAGUCGUCUGGUGUGUUUAUCCUGCUAUGCGUUAGCAUGUGGUUGUCAUAGUUAUCGUCGCUGCCAGAAUGGUGAAGCAGUAACAUUAAACACAUUUUCAAGAAUGGCUGACAGGAAGGGAAGCACUGUCACCCCAGUCAAAACACUGACAAGGAAGGAAAAAGAAGUCCUCAAGAAAAAGGAGCAAGAAAAGGCAGCAGUUGUCUUUGAAGAAUUUUUAGCGUCUUUUGAGCCCAACCAGAAAAGUGGAGUGAAAACCUUUGUUCGUGGAGGCAUUGUGAAUGCAACAAAAGAAGAGGAAGCAGCAGAAGUCACAAAAAGUAAACUUUAUCGACCUGCCACAAAGUUUGUCCCACCUCCUGAAGAUGUCUCACCAUCGUCUGCAGACAGCAAAAAAUCUGCUUUUAAAAGGAAGGCAGAGGAAAAGAAGAAGAGUAACCUGGAGCUCUUCAAAGAGGAACUGAAGCUAAUACAGGAGGAGCGUGAGGAAAGACACAAAAGGAAGCAAAAUGAACCUGGUGGUGGUGGAGGAUAUGGAGUUGUGGACUCACCCUUAUUAGGACGACCAACGUUUUACGACGACCCAACAGUGCCAACCACUACUAACCUUUACAUCAGCUGCAUCAGUCCAAAGAUGAACGAGGAGAUCCUUUGCAAAGAGUUUGGUAAGUAUGGUCCGCUGGCCAGUGUGAAGAUAAUGUGGCCACGCACAGACGAGGAGCGCUGCAGGACUUCCAACAGAGCCUUUGUGGCUUUCAUGACACGGAAAGACGCAGAGAGAGCUUUGGCAGCACUUGAUGGGAAAGUGAUUAUGGGGUUUGAAAUGAAGCUAGGAUGGGGCAAACCAGCUAGAAUUCCACCUCAGCCUCUCUACACACCGUCGGGGGUGAGGGCCGCACCACCACCCCAGUCUGGUCUACCUUUUAACGCCCAGCCAAGGGGUCGCUUCCGAAAUGAUUUCACCAAACCACUGGCCAUGUCCAAAGUAGAUCUUGAAAAGACUCUGUCCGAAGCCCGAGUCAAAGUGGUCAUCCCGACUGAAAGAAAUGUAUUGGUCCUCAUCCAUCGAAUGAUAGAGUUUGUGGUGCGUGAAGGUCCUAUGUUUGAAGCUGUAAUAAUGAACAAAGAAAAAAGCAACCCGGAUUACAGGUUCCUUUUCGACAAUAAGAGUCAAAAUCAUGUUUACUAUCGCUGGAAGCUAUUUUCCAUCCUCCAGGGAGAGUCUCUGACCAAGUGGAGGACCUCUGAUUUCCGUAUGUUCCGUGGAGGCUCCCUGUGGAGGCCGCCUGUCCUGAAUAGCUACAUGCACAGGGACGAGGAGGAGGAGGCCACGGCUCCCGAGGAGGAGGUGAAGAAAGGCCACCUCAGAGCCGAGCACAAGCAGCAGCUGGAGACUCUGCUCCAGGAGCUCACUCCCAGCAGAGGAGACGUCGCCGAUGCUAUGCUCUUCUGUCUGGAGCGGGCCGACGCAGCGGAGGAAGUAGUGACACACAUCACUGAAUCAUUCUCCUUGCCCCAGAUGUCUCUCCAGAAGAAGAUCGCAAGGCUGUAUCUCGUAUCGGACAUUUUGUACAACUCCUGUGCCAAAGUCGCUGGGGCAUCGUAUUAUCGUAAACAUUUUGAAUCAAAGCUAGCACGGAUAUUUGGGGAGCUUCAUGAAGCGUACAAAAACAUACAAGCCAGGCUGCAAGCUGAACAGUUUAAGCAAAAGGUGACGAGUUGUUGUCGAGCUUGGGAGGACUGGGCCAUAUACCCUCAGCCUUAUCUUAUCCACCUCCAAAACAUCUUCCUGGGGUUUGCCAAAGUUGGAGAGGUGUCAAAUGAGGUGGCAGAGGAAGCUUCCUUGGACGUUGACGGUGCACCCCUGGACAGCACUCUAAUAGAUGGGCUACCUUUGCGCAAAGGGCAAGCCGAUGACCUUGACGGCUGCCCCAUGGGCUGGGACCCUCUAGAUGGAGUGCCUGUUGAUGACAUAGAUGGCGUUCCUUUGGGAAGUGGCGUCGAUGACAUUGAUGGAAUGCCAUUGGAUGACAGCAAAGUGCCUCUCUCCAGAGCGCCUUUGUCCAAGUGGGAGAAGACAGCCGAUGAUGGGACUUUUUCUCAAGGCUUGCCUGAGUCCAAGUGGAGUGCCGCGUCUAGCAGGGACGACGACGUGAAUGUCAGUGUCAACUCAUUGGAUGGAGACAACUCAGACAGUGACAGCAGUGAUGACUCCAGCAGUUCCCCCAAAUUUGACAGUGCACAUUUCCAACGCUCACUGAGGGGUCUUCAGAUGUCUGAGAGCAAAAGAAAAAGACUGAGAGAGCUGGAAUUGAAGGUUAUGAAGGUCCAAGAUGAGUUGGAAAGUGGCAAGAGGGAGAGGAAACCUGGAAUGAGCAUCCAACAGCAUGUGGAGCAAUAUCGGAAUAAACUUCUACAGAAGGAGUUUGAAACAGAUGAUGACGCAAAGCCAGAGAGAUCAUCAUCCAAAUCUAAAGAGAGAUCAACGGAGGACCGAAAGGACAAAAAGAAGAGCAAAAGAAGCGAAGAUGGAGACAGACAACGGAGUCGAGAUUCUGACAAGCACACCCAGAAAUCCAAUAGCAUCCCUCCUUUAAAGUGUCCCAGACAGUCCAAACGAUCCCGAUCUCCAUCUCCAGACUGGAGGGGACGGCGGUCCAGGUCACCGUCUCCACAUCGCUCCCAUAAGAAGACAAAGAAGAGUAAACAUUGACUCGGGACUUCAGGCCUGCGACAGCCAGCAGGUGUCCACCACUUCCACAGUGCUCCGUUGUCUUGGUCCCAAACAAAUAUCCCACGCAAGAAUUCUGCUCUCUUUUGUAUCAUAUUUGGACACUAAUUCUAUUUUUGUUUUAUGUUUGUUUACAAAAUAACUUUAUGUGCAAUGAUGAGACAUUAAAUCACUCAGUGAUUAUA
Messenger RNA from Doryrhamphus excisus (bluestripe pipefish), 2978 nucleotides. NCBI's taxonomy places the organism in Eukaryota, Metazoa, Chordata, Actinopteri, Syngnathiformes, Syngnathidae. The record is from RefSeq and is a predicted model, not a curated record.